UAGUCUUUUUAUUCUCUAUAAUUAAAGAAACUUCUUCUACGUUAAAUAAAAUUUACAAGCUUAUGUAUAUAGAGUAUUGUCCAUCCCGUUAUCAUAGAUUGAAAAAUAUUCUUUUUGCUUAAGAAGAACUGUCAGCCAAGGGUUCAUAGAGAAGAACAAAGAGAAAAAUUUCAAUAAAAACAAGAACCAAGUGAAACUUACAUUAUUUUUAAUUUUUGAUAUCGUGCGUCGUAAUAAUAUAUAGCAAUGUACAAGAAGAUCAACAAUAAGUAUUAUUUUAUUAUCUAAAAUAAUAAUGUGAAGCUUUCAAUUGAUAACACUGAUCACCAUCAUCUACAUAAAAGUAAAAGACAGUGUCGAAGGUAAACGUUGAACGUUGAACAAGAAGGUGCCACUAGCCGUUAUUGACACCUUCUGACAUAAUACUGAAUUGGCAGUCCGUUGUCACUUGCCCGAUCGGGAAAUAUUGCUCGAACGAGCAACUUGUCCGGUCAGGCAAGACUCUAUCUUGGAAACCAUAGGUCCCCUAACGGGUGGAAAGUGCUUAUUCUUCUUCUCGCACAUUGUAUAUUUAUUGUGCAUCAAAAUUAUAUGUUCCACCUUUUCCCUUUCUCAUGGAAGAAAUGAAAAACAAAUUUAGCUCAAUAUCGUUCAUUUUAUCUUUCCCGAUCUGGCAAUAUUGCUAGUUCGGGCAAGGUCAGUAUUGCCGGUUUCGGCAAUAUAUCUUGCCAGAUAUAUUGAUUUACAUACAUUUAUUUGUACUUUACGCACAUUUAUAUGCGUACGAAGCCUUACUAGAAAGUUUUUUUUUAUAUAAGUACAUAAGAAGGUUAAGUGUAGCAAGAAUUGCGAUUUAUGAUAAAUAAAACUCUGUCAAAUAAGUGUGAACGUAUCUGAUAAAUUUCAUGAGUACUUCUCUUUGUAUUCAUCUGCAGUCAUUCUCUAACUUUGUACUUUUAUAGACAAGACAAAGUUCUUUCUUUUCAUUGUUUUCGUUACAUGAAUAACAAUGAGAAAAAACAGAAUGUAUAUACACAUGUACAUAUACAAAACAUUAUAAGCAUGCGUCUCUAAACAAUGUCCAUGUGCACAAGAGAAGAAGGGAAAAUCAUAACACACUGACAAAUAGUUAUAUAAUAAACGAUGAGAACCUCUGUUUCACAAUUACUUUUCUAACACUAGUUAAGUUGUAUUUCAUCUGCAUAAAUACCGCCGAACAGCCUUCCUCUUCAAGUUCGAAAAGUGAAGUUAUUCUUUUGAAAGUAUGAAUAUGGUCCACACAUCUCGCAGCAAAAGUCAACAUCAUUCGGAUCCUGUUAAUAAAGAAUAUGUCCACAGACAGACUAUCGUUUAUACUUUAAAAACAAGAUAUUGUAGAAAACCGAAAUAGCACACGUAGCUCUUUAUAUAAAGACGUAUACGAGAAAAAAGUUUUUUUCGGUUCUUUAAUAAAGUCAUCCAAGCCAAAUUAUUUACUUCAAUAGCACAUAUUGAUGUCAGGAAUGAGGCUUCUUGCCUGAUCAGGCAAGGCAUAUUGCCCGUUUCGGCAAUAAAUCCUUAGAAGAUGCUUCUUCCCUACUCUGAAAAAACAAGCACCUCUCCACUGUAUGUAAGCGUCAUCUUAUGCAGUUUUUGAUGCUCUUUCAAAUGGAAUAAGUCUCUUUAUGCGUCAUCGCUUUCAUUUCUGCGCUGAUGCGCUGCGAGAGAAAAAUGGGGUAAUCUGGGCGAAAGGAGCAUGGUACUCCUGGCCUGAUCAGACCAUAUUGCCUCUUCGGGCAAUAUAUCUUGCCAGAACGGGCAAUAUUGCCUCAUCGGGUCAGAAGUCAUGACAAUGGACUGACUGUAAUCUUAAAUUAAUUUCCAUUUUAUAGAAAAUCGAUCGAAUUUCCAUAAAUAACUUCCAAGAGUCUGAAAAUUCACGGACGAUUUUCUAAAAAACUGGAAAAUCAACGAGGAAUUUCUAUAGGUACUAUUUGAAAUGCGCUAGCAUUUUCCAUAAAUAAUUUCCGACCUUAGUGUAGUUGAAGAUAAUGCUGUAAUAAAAUUUUAAUAACGACUACAUUCACCAGUAACACUAGUUGUUUCGUUAUUCUUUAGCGUUUACUUUCUGUAAAAGCUAUUUUCAAAAAUUUGUGGAAGAGACGUGGUGGAUCUGUUGCCGCGGUAAUGUCGUUCGCGGUAUUGUCGUUCGCGGUAAUGUCGCUGUAUCGAAACGUACAUUGAAUAUCUUGUUGAGCAAGAACGACAAACAGAUGAGUUAAGAAAACGUGUACAUGAACAAGAAUUACAAGAAGAAAUGGAAGCAAAGAAAAAAGUUAAAGAAGAUUUAAUUGAAACAUUGAUGCAGUCGAAUGCGAAUGUUCAUCGUGUUAUAGAAAGUCAUAAAACACGAAUUCAGGGUUUGGAAGCUAAACGAGAACAACUUCGAUACAAUUAA
Didymodactylos carnosus is the source of this 2437-nucleotide messenger RNA. Lineage: Eukaryota; Metazoa; Rotifera; Eurotatoria; Philodinida; Philodinidae. The record is from the annotation of a GenBank genome assembly.